UCGUUUUCAGUAACUAAAUGACGCCGCGUACAACAGUUUAUCAAAACUUUGGGCUUUCCCAAAGAUGGCGAAGUCGGCCGCUACUUUGGAAUUCUUGCAAUCCCCACUGGAUAGUGUCUUGCACAUACUACCUCAUGGCCACGAAAAAGCCCUGAGACAUGCAUUCUACAAUGCUGCGGCAUUUGUAUUUAUUCUUAUCUUAUUUUCAGCUGGAAUAGCUGUGUAUUUUGUUCUGGAGGCUUUCAUCCAGCCACUCGUGUGGGCCGUCCUCUGUGGUACCGUCCUUUUCCCAUUCAAACAUGCCUUGACGAAGCUCGUUCAACAGUGGCUGUCUGGCCUAGCUGAGUCAGGGACACCAUUGUUCGUGGGCGCUGUUGCUUUACCGAUUCAGGUGCUAGAUUCGUCUUCUGAAGGCUUAGCAAAUAUUAUUACAAGGUGGUUGAAACCUCUCAUAGGACUCGCUAUAGGAUUGCCGUUAUCUUAUCUAGCAUACUAUUUUCUUGAUUAUGUUUGGACUGGGCUAGAGAAUGCAGCGUCAGUUGUCAAUGAUGUCCUCAACUGUUUCAGUGCUUUUUGGGUAUGGACUAUAGUUUUGGCUUACUUGUUGAUAGUGAUCUUCUGGUGGAAUGAUACUUCAAAGCCUAUAUUAAGUGCCUUAUCAGUACCGGUGUGGGCUAUUCUACUGGUGUUCUUUGCUACCAUGACAGGGCCUUUCAAAGUCACUUUGUCUGUACUCAGUGUGAUUAUCAUCGGUGUUGGGCUUAGCACUUACAUGAAGGAGAAAGCAGUAGCACUGAACGAAUCAAAUACAAGUUCUUGUAGUCUUCAUACAUUCUCCGAAGCCAGCGCAUCUGCUCCAGAAAAUCUGUUGCCCAACAUUAAUAUGCAGAGAGGGAAUGAUGAAUUGGAAAGUGGAGCAGAUACUGCUAAACCUGAGCAAGAUACUACAGAUGGCGUUCAGCGUCCAUUGGGUCUGCACAUUCCUAAAUGUACCGGACCAGACAGCACUAGCACACGGAAGAAGAGUAGGAACCUGAGUAACCAAUACAUCAUCAGUCUGGUGUGGAUGUGUGUGUUGUUGAAGUUGUGGAUGCACAUGUGGUGGCUACAGCUUCUGCCAAUUCCAGUUCUUGUGUGGGUGCUGAAGAGACUGGUGACAGAAACUGGAGCUUUGGAUUUCACAAAACAAAAAGUUCGGCAGCGUUGGAGUACUAUGCAAGAGUGGGUGCAGGAUCGUGAAGAUGCUCUUGUACCACAUUAUAUUCGUGGGAUACUAUCAUUGUGCCUGAAAGGAGAUAAAAAGCUGAUCACUAUCCUGUCAGGCUCACUGGAUAAAAUCAUCAGUAUAUUCAUUAUUUUGUCUGUGUUCGUUUCCGUUGUCAUAGCAGCAUUUCUCGUCUCAAUACAGAUUCAACAAGAGAGUAUGUAUCUCGUUCAGGUGUCGGGUAGUUUGAUCAAUGAAACUGUUUCAAAUCACCCGGAACUUAAAACUUGGCUGCCGGGUGCUGAUGACAUGCAUUCGGCUGUUGACUCAAUGGUUGGCAAUCUUCAUCGUCAUGGUCGAGAUUGGAUAUCUACAAAGAUCCAUAAUACUUUUGAUGGUCACAUAGAUGAUGUCUCGUUUCUUGAGAAACAAAUCUUAGAAAUGUGGGAUCAAAUAUAUAUGCAGUGGGCAGCAAAGAAUGUGACUGGACUAGAGUCUAGGAAGUCAAAUGUGGUGACAUCAUGGAAUACCGUGGUGAAUUCCUUCAGCAAGUUGGACAACCUGCACAUCACUGGGAUCAUGACCUACAUACAGGAUAACAUAGAAACUGUCAAAUCAAUUGCUGAGUCUGUGUGGACAGUCCUUAAGGGAAAUAUAAACAUCGUUUUUACCAUCUUGACAACAAGUAUUUCUCUGAUUUUUGGAGGUGGAACAGCACUCCUUAACUUAGUUAUCUCAUUUGUGAGUUCUUGGUUACCAUUAAUUUACAAGUUUUUAAAUAUCAAAUUUGACAUGUUGAUACUUAAAUUUAAUGUAUUGUUUUCCAUAUUCUUAUUGUCUUUAUUGAAUGCACUUUUACAUAAAUGGCAAAUGCUUAACCACCAUGGAAAUAAAUACAAAAUACAGAUGUCCAUGCAAUCAUGGAUGUGGUUAUUAGUAAUAGACACAGUAAGAAACAUCAAAAUUUACAAUAUCUCUUCCACAGUAUUGGGAUUGUGCUUGGGAGCGGUGCCUUUCCUUGGAACCUACUGGGCAGCCGUUCCUGGGAUGAUUGAGCUGCUCGUCAAAGAUCAGAAAAUACUAGCUAUCGGGCUUCUAGUAAUACAUUUCUUGCCAUCCAGCUUUGUCGACACAAUUAUCUACGCCGAUAUCAAAGGGGGAAGCCACCCCUAUGUAACUGGGCUUGCUGUAGCUGGAGGGAUCUAUUACUUUGGUCUUAAAGGUGCUAUUAUUGGUCCCAUGCUGCUGUGUUUCCUGCUAGUUGCCUUCAACAUUUACAGUGCUGUUAUCAACUCUCCACCGCCUACAACCCCAGCUGCAGAGCGCCCGCCAGUGAGACGGGUCAGAAGUGUUUUACAAAGAUCUGACACCAUCACCUGAACGAAUAUUGAACUGUGCCUGAACUGUGUGUACCCCAAAAUGUGCCCGUCUCAAGCAUAAGGCCAAAGAUCAAUCCUGAGAUGUUUAGGUUUUAGUUGAUUCAAGGACUUUUUCGUUUUACAAAUUGCACAAUAUUAAAAGAGGUGGACAUACUUUGACGACUACACGUCGUCGUUAUUGGCAGAAGGAUGUUUGUUUAGAUAACAUUGCAGCAGUUGACAAUACAUUCACCAUCAUAUAUUUAUUAUUCUGUGUGUGCAGUGCCUGAGUAGCAUGUGUAUAGCAGUGUAAAAUGGAGUGUUUUUAAGAAGCAUGUCAAAUUUUAUGGUUUUCUGGGGAAAAUUUUAUUUAAUAUAAUUAUUAAUUUAAUAUAAUGUUUGUAAUUUAAAGGUAAUGUCUGUGAAAUAAAAUCUGGAAAAAAUACUGUAUUUGAAUUGGCUUGUACAUUUAAGAAAAAAUAUUUUUUCUAUAAACUUCACAUAAAGUAAAUCAUUAGCUGAGCCAGAGCCCACAGGGCUGGAGCUUAUCCCCAGUUUCUGUAGCAUGAAGCAGAUGAGAGUGUAAUAUUCCCCGUGGGCGGGACGCCAGUUCACCGCAGGUUACUUCCAGCAACUUGCUGGUACCCAUUGAUACAACUGGGUAGACUGAUAAAGUGCUUAAGGACACAAUUAAAAUGCACAGUGAAGGAUUAAAACCCCGACCUCGAGGUUGGGACACCAAAUCAUUUUCAUUGUGCCAAAUCACUUCUUUACAUAGACUCUAAAAUUCCUAUGAAAGAAAAAAAGUUUAAAAGUGAAGCGAGCACAAAACAUUUAACUCAUUUGAAUUUGCUAAUUUAUUUAUUGAUUUUGAAUGUGCUUCUUCCAGUUUCUACUUCAGACCAUAUAAUCUUGAAUUUGUUUUCACUGUGUGUGUUAAUAAUAGCUCUGGUGAAUAAUUUUCACCACAUGGUAUGGUAAUAGGGCUUCUCAAGUUUUUUACUCAAGCUAUAGCUUGGUGGUUAAGAUGCUUGCCUUCCAUGAUCCUGGGUUCAAAUCUGUUCAAGAGGUCAGGAUUUCAUAUUUUUUUUAAUGAAUACAAACAGUAGCUUGACAUUGGGCAGGUACUUUAUUAAGAAUAAAAAUAAUAUGCAAUAUACUACUUUAUAAAGAUUAGAUCAUUUUGGUUCUUGUGUUGCUAAAUCUGAAGGACUAGUUUUUGUACGAUUUUGUUUUUUUUUGUGCAUUUGUAUUAUGUAGAAAUAGGCCUAAGUUUGUAUUCAUAUUUAAUUGCAGUUUGUUUUAUUCUAAUCUUCUACCAUUUUUGAAGACGUAAUCUAUUUUAUAGUAAACAAUUUUACAAAGGACGAAAAUUUUUAAAAAUGGUAGUUUUUAAUGUGAAUUUAAUUGUGCAAUUGCUAAAAAAUAUUUAGUUUAUAAUUUUAACAAUUAUAUUAGAGGAUGCUAUUCAGAUUAUAAAAAAGCAUAAUACAUGUACUAGUCAACUGGAAAUAAAUGCAUACAAUUCAACAUGUUUUCAUAUUGUAGAACAAUUUGCUGGGGAGGUGGUUAGAUAACUUAUGCAUUAGAUGGGUUCCAGAUUAAUAAAUGAAUAUAUAUGCACAGAAUUCUAACAAUAUGAUUAAAGAUCAUUAGAUUUGGCAAUUAGCUUUGAACGCAUAGUUAUGAACUAAAAUAAUUUGAAUAAUAAAAGCUGUAGAGCCCACAUCAUCUAACGAUAAAUUAUAGGCGUUCGAGUCGGUUAACUGCAGGAUUUUGACUUCUAAUGGUCAGUUUCCCAGAGUUCUAAGUAUUGCCCACAAAAAUUGUGUUGAAAAUACAAGUUAUACAAUAGAACCUCACUCAAUUUUGAGAGUCGAAUUACAACCUCCAAGCCAAAUGUACAAAAAAUGUUUUAUUUGAGAAAUUCAUUUGUAGUUUGAUCACGUGGAAAUGCAAAUGUAACGUCAGUGGAGGUUUCCUCUAUAGCAACUCCAUUGCAGCUGCCUCGUGUACAAGUUAUAGUUGUGCUACCAGUGGAUGUUAAAUUUCAAAAGCCAUAGAUGGAUGUUUACAGGCUCCAAAUCGGAAGCCAAUUUUAUUUUAUGGGUGAUUUACUUAAGAGAAUUUUUAUACGUUUUGUUUGAUUUGGCAAUUUUUAAUAAUUGAAUGAGAAUGAUCAGGCCUACAUGUGGAAACUCCUUUACUGUGUGCCUGUUAGAUUUACUUCACGGGGGGAUUCUUUGAUCAUAAAUAUGGUUUUUCAUCCAUAUUAGGUUCAAAUAUAUUUAUAUAUAAACAUUGAACAUUUAUCAAAAGCUAAGCAUGAUUGAAUUUGACUUAACUGUAAGCAAGCUUUCGUCAUGUUAACACCAUGGCUUCAGACUGUGAGCCACGAUGUUGUCAUGUGUAUAACAAGUAUUUUCGUGUUCGCUUUUAUAUUGAUAAAUGUAUUUAGCCUAUAUAAAAAAAAACAAGUAUUGAAAUAUUAUAUUUAUCUAGUAUCCGAUUUAAAGUUGAAUUAAAAUUAUGUGCUUGCUUCUGUUUAAUGUCAUUCAUCGUUCAUUCUACAUCAUAUAAAAGUUAGUUUAUAUGCCGUCUAUGAUGGUAAAGUCUGGCGAACCCGCCUAAUGCAGUUAAGCCUUUACUUUUGUUCAUUAUAUAUUUUUAAAAAGAUUUAAUAUAUUGCUCUCUCUAACCUUGUAUAUCGCAUUAAAAAAACUAUAGUGCUUA
Molecule: messenger RNA, 5295 nt
Organism: Anneissia japonica
Lineage: Eukaryota; Metazoa; Echinodermata; Crinoidea; Comatulida; Comatulidae
Product: transmembrane protein 245-like
Exons: 14
Coding region: 65-2584 (839 amino acids)
Source: RefSeq, a predicted model, not a curated record